Messenger RNA from Nipponia nippon (crested ibis), 734 nucleotides. The record is from RefSeq and is a predicted model, not a curated record. NCBI's taxonomy places the organism in Eukaryota, Metazoa, Chordata, Aves, Pelecaniformes, Threskiornithidae.
CCCUUUAGAAGAAUUUUAUGCUGUUUUCAUAUCCAAUGAUAGGAGGAUGAUUCCACUCUGGAAGCAGAAAUCGGGACAUGGAGAUGAGCCUGUUGUCUGGCUGCUUCUGGCAGCUAAGCACUCGGCACUCAAAUUCACAGACCGUGUUACUGCAAGAGGACUACCAUGUUAUUCUACUUCAUGUUUCCAGCGGGGAGCAGAACUUCAUUUAUGAUCUUGACACAGUGUUGCCGUUUCCGUGUCCUUUUGACAUGUACAGUGUGGAGGCCUUUAGGUUGGAUGACAGCCUUCGUCCAGAAUUUCACAGGAAAAUCAGAAUGAUUCGAGCAGAUUUGUACUUGAAGACAUUUGCUUCAGACAGAUCUCAUAUGAAAGAUGCAAAUGGGAAAUGGCAGAAACCUCCUCCUUCAUACCCUUGCAUUGAAACCGCAGACUCCAAGAUGAACUUGGAUGAUUUCAUCAGUAUGAAUCCCAAAGUGGGAUGGGGCUCAGUGUUUCCCCUUCCGGACUUUGUGCAUCGCUUUGGCAGACAGACUGAUUACAGCUAUUCCUUGGAAGGACAGUGAAGUGAACAAAGAAGUUCUCCCUGCUUCUGUUUUGAGCGGGUGUGUUUUGUUUUGCUGCUCUUACGUUGUAUUUAUAGUUCACGUUUCUUUACAUGGAAUAAGUAUAUGGGCAAAUAGAAUACCCAAUCAGCAAUAUCAUGAACUGAAUAAAAACUUUUAUUUUGAUUA